Messenger RNA from Fopius arisanus, 1218 nucleotides. RefSeq names its product soma ferritin. Gene Ontology annotation, molecular function: ferrous iron binding; ferric iron binding. Gene Ontology annotation, cellular component: cytoplasm. The transcript is spliced from 3 exons. Bases 153 to 668 code for a protein of 171 amino acids. Lineage: Eukaryota; Metazoa; Arthropoda; Insecta; Hymenoptera; Braconidae. The record is from RefSeq and is a predicted model, not a curated record. Gene Ontology annotation, biological process: iron ion transport; intracellular iron ion homeostasis.
UGUUUCUACAGCGCAGGUCGGUUACUUGGCAAAUACCCCAGAGUUGUGGUCGUUGAGCAUCAGUACUCGGUGAAACAACAAGGUGGCAAGUUCAGUUGUAUUAUAUUGAAAGAAUAUUCAUACCAAAGCGCUAAUUGAUUCUAACAACGACCAUGAGUCUCACGAAACAGAAUUUUAGCUCUGAAUGCGAGGAUGGAAUUAACAAACAAAUAAAUAUGGAAUUAUAUGCGAGUUACGUGUACCUGUCUAUGUCGUAUUAUUUCGAUAGGAGCGAUGUUGCUUUACCAGGAAUGCAUCAUUACUUCAAGAAAGCUUCAGAUGAAGAACGUGAACAUGCCAUGAAAUUCAUGACAUAUCAAAAUAAAAGGGGAGGAUUAAUUGUAUUGACGGCUAUCAAUGAACCAAUCCGACAAAACUGGGGGUCUGCGAAAGACGCUAUGAAUGAAGCAUUAAAACUUGAGAAAGCUGUAAAUGCGUCUCUUCUUGAGUUGCAUGCACUUGGUGGAACUCACAACGAUCCAAAUUUUUUGGAUUUCUUGGAGACUGAAUUCUUGCAGGAGCAAGUCGAUGCAAUCAAAGAAAUUGCAGAUCAUGUAACUAAUCUUGAAAGAGUUGGAGAAGGACUCGGAGUUUAUAUGUUCGACAAGAAUUUCGAAAAGAGCAGUUAAAUACACUUUUCUAUCACGUAAUUACAAGCACAAAUGAGAUGUAUGUAUCUGGCAAUCAUAAUCAGAAUGUGUUAUCACAGUGACAGAUGGAAUGAGAAUAUUUUCCUCUCGUAUUAAUCUUAUAAUAUAGUAAUGAAGUGGUAAAUGUGGUAAGUCAGUCAACCACAUUCUGUUGGAGAUUGAAUUAUCUGGAUAAUCAGUUAUUUUAGAAGUAUAUGUGAUAAAAAAUCCACAAGUCAUUUUGAAGGUGGUCUGAUAUUGUCUUUUUAUGAUCGAUGCACAAGUGAUAAAUACCUCAGAAGUGACUGAUUACUAUUUACGACUUCGGUACUCAUUAAAUUUUAGGAAAUUCUCGGACGUCAAUUAGAACUCUCGAUUAUUGGCGCUGAAUUUAAAGCCACUUUAAUUUAUGUUUAAAAGGUGCUGAAGUAUAUAACGUGAUAUUUUCUUAAUUGAUAUUGGUAUCGAAAAGUAAAAAAGGUAUUAAUGGGAAUGCUUACAAAAAUGUCAAAGGCUUACGAAAUGAAAUAAAAACGUUCUUUUAAAUUAA